AUGGACGUGCUGGCCGAGGGCGCUCGCCGCAUGGCGGCGGCAGCUGUGGCGCCUUCGGCGUCCCCGUUCGUCAUGGACACGCCCAAUGUGAUCGGCCUCCUGCUCAGCGCCCUAGUCGCCUUUAUAAGCGGCCCCGGCGGCCAGGGGGGCAGCAGCUUCUACGUAUGCGUGUUCUGCGUGCUGCUGAAGUUGCCCCUUGCAGAGGCGGCCGGCACGGCGGCGUUUGUCGUUUUUGCGGGCUCGGUGGCCAGCGCGCUGUCUGCGAUGGGCCGGCUCAACCCCGCAUCAGCCAAGCCGGCGCCGCUGAUCGACUACGACUCAGUCUUGGUCAUGCUGCCGCCGAUGCUCCUGGGCAUCGCCUGGGGAGUACUCGUCAACGCCGUCCUCGCGGAGUGGUGCCUCAACCUGCUGCUACUGAUGACGUGGGCCUGGAUGGUGUACACCCUAACGCGCUCCCUCAUCCGCACCGUCCGCCUCGAGCGCCGCCGCAAGGCGGCUGCGGCCGCCGCCGAGGAGCGCGCUGCGGCGGCGUGA
Molecule: messenger RNA, 534 nt
Organism: Monoraphidium neglectum
Lineage: Eukaryota; Viridiplantae; Chlorophyta; Chlorophyceae; Sphaeropleales; Selenastraceae
Exons: 3
Coding region: 1-534 (177 amino acids)
Biological process (GO): protein ubiquitination
Cellular component (GO): membrane; Cul4A-RING E3 ubiquitin ligase complex
Source: RefSeq, a predicted model, not a curated record